Messenger RNA from Manihot esculenta (cassava), 1169 nucleotides. Its product is annotated as F-box protein At2g02240. Bases 44 to 964 code for a protein of 306 amino acids. NCBI's taxonomy places the organism in Eukaryota, Viridiplantae, Streptophyta, Magnoliopsida, Malpighiales, Euphorbiaceae. The transcript has 3 exons. Gene Ontology annotation, molecular function: protein binding. The record is from RefSeq and is a predicted model, not a curated record.
AGCCAUUUCGUCUUUCAUCAUUACGAGGAAACUAAAUUUGCAAAUGGCAGGUAGUACCGGUGGAGAUUUGUCCGUCUUACCUGAAGGCUGCGUAGCAAACGUCCUGUCGUUUACGGGUCCUCUGGAUGUUGGUAGGUUGUCUAUCGUCUCUUCCACAUUCAAGUCAGCCGCCGAAUCUGACGCUGUUUGGGAGCAGUUCCUUCCUCCAGAGUAUCACUCUAUCAUCUCCGAAUCCUCUGAUUCUUCUCUCUUGGCCUGUUCUUCCUCCAAGAAAGAGCUCUAUCUUCAUCUCUGCGACAAUCCUGUCCUCAUUGAAGACGGCAAGAAGAGCUUUUCACUGGACAAAGUGAGUGGGAAGAAAUGUUACAUGCUUUCAGCGAGGGACCUCAUCAUCGUGUGGGGCGAUAAUCCAACAUACUGGAGAUGGACUUCUGAACAUAACUCCAGAUUUCCAGAAGUGGCUGAACUUAUCGGCGUGUGCUGGCUUGAAAUCAGAGGUAAAAUUAAUACUUGUCUGUUAUCACAAGACACGCUCUAUGGAGCUUACCUUGUGUACAAGACAACACCAGCAGCCUAUGUAUUUGAAGACCAGCCAGUAGAUGUAACUCUGGGACUCGCCGGCACUGAAGGCUGUAAGCGAAGCGUUUAUAUUUUGGAUACAAAAAGAGAGCAGGAGCAGGACUACCAGCAGCAGCGGCAGCAACGCCAAAUUGCGAUUAGUGAAGUUGGGGUGUUUGGCUUUAGCGCAAUGGGGUGGCGAGCACCUGAACCAACUAGAGAGAAGAACAAGGGUGAAUAUCCAAAGGAAAGAGAAGAUGGGUGGGUGGAGAUAGAACUUGGGGAAUUCUUUAACAACAAAGGUGAAGAAGGGGAAUUGGAAAUGAGCAUUUCGGAAGUUAAUGGAGGUGAUUGGAAAGGCGGACUUAUCAUUCUGGGGAUUGAGAUUAGGCCCAAAAGAGGAUGAGUAUCAAAACAAACGAUAAGCAAAGCAAUGGUCGACUCGAUUUAUUUUUAUCUAAUAUAAAGUAUUGUAUAAUUUGCGCCAAUCGUGAGCAGUGAUAUUGUAUGUCGUGUUAAUUAAUUGGUACUGUAUCUUUGCUAUGCUAACAACUUGUUCAGCAAAAAGCAGCUUGUGAUGAUUUAAUAUUGAUCCAACCCCCCCUUGAUUA